AUGGAGGGACUUUUCACUUUGCUCGCAUUGAGCAUUGUGAUGGCAGUUACAUCUUUCGUUGUGGGCUCGUUACCACUUGCAUUCACGCUUUCUUCCUCCCAGUUGCGACUGAUAUCAUCCCUUGGCAUGGGAGUCUUGGUCGGGACAUCCUUGAUUGUGAUUAUCCCGGAGGGGGUAGAAACUCUAUACAGCGCAAACUUACCUAUUGACCGAAAAGCACUCAGCAGUCGUUCGACCGGGGCGGUGACCUGGCAAAACCGGAAUAUCCCGACCGUCGCUACUGCUAUGAUCCAUACUCCUGCAGAAAUUAACUCGGUUGAUGUCCCUGUAUCCUCUUUCGCGGAUAAAUCUACACUAUCGCCCACUUCCGACUCCACGCCAUAUGUCACACGCCGUGGGGAGAAAGGAGAGGAGGCAUCAGAUGAAGAGAAGAAGAAUACACACGAUGACGAAGGGAGCUCGCCACAUGCCUGGAUUGGGAUCGCACUCAUUAGCGGUUUUAUCCUCAUGUAUCUCAUCGACAAGCUCCCGGAAUUCGCAGCGCCGGCCAAACAGCAACGGACGCCAUAUCAUAUUUCUCUCGAUAACCUAGGCUCCGGAUUGCGUCGCAAUUCAUCCCCCUCACGGGAAGGGGGGCUGCUGGAUGCUGGAAAUAGCCCCAGGAGCAGCCACAGCUUCGCAACAACCACCGGGCUUGUUAUCCAUGCGGCUGCUGACGGAAUCGCUCUGGGAGCGUCGAGUUCCGAUACUGGCCUAAGCUUCAUUAUAUUCCUCGCUAUCAUGGUCCAUAAGGCCCCAGCAUCUUUUGGUCUUACGUCAGUCUUGUUGAAGCAGGGUCUCUCCAGCCGCGCUGCGAGAGCGCAUUUACUGGUCUUUAGCCUGGCGGCGCCCUUGGGCGCGUUGGCGACUUUCUUAUUUGUGCAAGUAAUGGGCUCAGGGUCUAGCAAUGACUUGACUGCUACUCAGUGGAGAACUGGGGUCCUUCUGUUGUUUUCGGCCGGUACAUUCUUGUACGUAGCCAUGCACACAAUGCAAGAGAACAAUCCAAGUGCUGUCUCGCGUGAGACACAAGGGAACGGAUAUGGCGACUCAAGAGACCUUCCGUCCAAGUCCAACAAAUCCAUGAGGGAUUUGAUUGCUUCUGUUGUCGGCAUGAUUUUGCCGCUGUUUCUGCAACUCGGCCAUGCCCACUGA
Molecule: messenger RNA, 1194 nt
Organism: Aspergillus bombycis
Lineage: Eukaryota; Fungi; Ascomycota; Eurotiomycetes; Eurotiales; Aspergillaceae
Product: Mn(2+) transporter ATX2
Exons: 3
Coding region: 1-1194 (397 amino acids)
Biological process (GO): zinc ion transport; transmembrane transport
Cellular component (GO): membrane
Molecular function (GO): metal ion transmembrane transporter activity
Source: RefSeq, a predicted model, not a curated record